Molecule: messenger RNA, 1934 nt
Organism: Chelmon rostratus (copperband butterflyfish)
Lineage: Eukaryota; Metazoa; Chordata; Actinopteri; Chaetodontiformes; Chaetodontidae
Product: zinc finger protein AEBP2-like
Exons: 8
Coding region: 90-1457 (455 amino acids)
Biological process (GO): regulation of transcription by RNA polymerase II
Cellular component (GO): ESC/E(Z) complex
Source: RefSeq, a predicted model, not a curated record
ACUGCAAGUGUGAGCCGAGGAAGAAGGGCAGCCUGGGGACAAUUUCUCGAGUGAAAUAUCGCAAAAAUAGCUUUUCGCGCUAUUCGAGAAUGGCUCAAAUAACGAGCGAAGGGGGUGAACAGGAUCCUCAGCCGACGUCGGAUCAAAACGACACCGGUGAAACAGCAGAAACCGGCAAGGAGGGACAGGCCGCGCCGGACCCCAAACAGGAACCGGGCGACUACUACGAGAACAGAGCAGGAAUGGACGUGAACAGUGGUAUUGGUCUGGUGGAGCACAGGGACAGCACGUCUCCUGAUCCCGACUCCAACAAAGAAACGGCGUUACUGACCGAAAAAACAACCGACGAUGAAGGGGAACCUUGCAGUAAACUCUCUGAACCGGGGAAAAGUCCCGUACAGGGGAGUUUGGCGAGUAGCACUGAUUCCGCACAAGAGGGCUCCCGGGUGCUUAAACAAGAACAAAGAGAGGGGGAGAACGUGUCCUCCUCACCGCCGAUCGACCGCACAAAGACCGCAGAGAAAGCCGAUCAUGGCACCAAGAGACGGGCCAGCGUGGAACUGACCUCAUCGGAUGGAGAGCCUUUAAGUCGAAUGGAUUCAGAAGACAGUAUCAGCAGCACCCUCAUGGACAUGGAGAGCACGGCAUCCAGUGGACGCUCAACCCCGGCCAUGCUCAACGGUCAUGGUGGGGGCACAGUGACGGGCAGUGGCCUGGUGCCUACAGCUGGCAAGCCUUUGAGCUACACGUGUUGCUGGGAUCAGUGCCACCUGCUGUUUCCCAGUAGCCCUGACCUGGCCGAACACAUCAGAGCCACACAUGUGGACGGGCAGAGAGGAGGGGUGUUUGUGUGUCUGUGGAAAGGCUGCAAGGUGUACAACACACCAUCCACCAGUCAAAGCUGGCUGCAGAGACACAUGCUGACCCACAGUGGGGACAAGCCAUUCAAGUGUGUGGUGGGAGGCUGCAAUGCAACGUUUGCCUCUCAGGGGGGGCUGGCCCGUCACGUCCCCACUCACUUCAGCUCACAGAGUUCAUCGAAAGUGUCCAAUCAGGGCAAAGUGAAGGAGGAAUCUCCAUCCAAGGCUGGCCUCAACAAGAGGAGGAAACUCAAGAACAAACACAGACGCUCCCUCCCCCGACCUCAUGACUUUUUCGAUGCCCAGACCAUGGAUGCCAUCCGCCAUCGAGCCAUCUGUCUCAACCUGGCAACACACAUCGAGAGCCUAGGCAAUGGACACAGUGUGGUCUUCCACAGCACGGUAAUAGCAAGGAGGAAAGAGGACUCUGGGAAAGUGAAGGUCUUGUUACACUGGACACCUGAAGACAUACUGCCAGAUGUGUGGGUGAACGAGAGUGACAGACUGCAGCAGAAGACCAAGGUGGUUCAUCUGUCUAAGCUACCCACAGAUACAGCUGUACUCCUGGACCCCAACAUAUACAGGAUGUUCUUUUAACCACUUCCAGAGGAACUCCACUGUCACUUACUGCUAAUCCAACCUUGAGGAGGAGGAUUGUCUCCUUUUUCCUUUGUCUCCAUUUCUACAUUCCUCUUCCCCUUGCUUUCCAGACGAUGCUGAGAGUUUAGUGACUUAAUUCUCAUGGCUGUCUGAGGCCUCCACUGUUUUCUCCAUUAGGUGCUGAGUUUACUGAGAACAUGUAGGGGAUGUUGAGAGGGAGAUGUUGCUUGUUUUAGGUAACACAACUAGACUGAAAACUGACAGAAGUGUAACUGUAGACAGACACCUGUAGAGAAAAGCUGUCUUUGUAAAUACUUGAGAUUUGUAAUAUAUUUUUAUACUUUGAAGUUUUUUACUAUACUGUAGAUUGAUGUCUUUUUUUCUGACAAACAUUUUUAAGUAGAAAUUUUAAAACUGAUUGGUCAUGUGCAUAUAGCUGGGAUUGCUAUGGUUGAAUGUCAUUAAACUUUUCAA